This is a messenger RNA of Coregonus sp. 'balchen', 2986 nucleotides long. NCBI's taxonomy places the organism in Eukaryota, Metazoa, Chordata, Actinopteri, Salmoniformes, Salmonidae. The record is from the annotation of a GenBank genome assembly.
AUGGAGGGUGGUAAAGGGGGAGGGGUGACAGAGGAGUACCCACCUGGUGAGGAGUUUGUGAGAUUCAGCAUUAGUGUACUGGUAGUGUCUGUGUAUUUAUGUGUGUGUGUGUGUUGUGUUGAUGUUUGAAGGUGUGUGUUUUGAUGUUUAUGGAUAUGUUUUUGGGUUUGUGUGUGUGUGUAUGUCUGCUGUGAGUGUCUCAGGUGGCAGUGUUUGUCUGUUGGGGUCUCCUCACAGGGUAUAAAUACCAGAGGGAGGAAGAGAGACAGACAGAGAGAGAUCCUUCCCAUGGAGUAACAAUCCAUAGUGGGAGACACACCAAGCCAAGAAUCAGCCCAAGGCCCAGAGACAGACACAAACACACACAUACAUGCACACUGUGCAGGCUGUGGCUCCAAGGCUUCCCCUGUGCCCCCAUGUGGAGAGAAGCCCCAGGGGAACUGACGCCAGCUGAGACCGAAGAACAAGAAAAGGGCCCAGCUGACACACACACACACACACACACACACACACACACACACACACACACACACACACACACACACACACACACACACACACACACACACACACACAUUGGCUCAGCUGUUAGACUCUGUGGAAAGUCUGAGCGAUACAGAGAGCUAGGAGUGAAGCAGACUGCCAAACUAACCAGGGAGAACACACACUGGGAAAAUAGAUACACAGAGAUGGAGAUAGGGAAAAUGCCACUAUGGGCACACCAUAGGUGUGCCAUGGUAAGAGUCAGAUAGUUGUUUCAUUGAUUGGUUUAAUUGAUGUAUUUGAUAGUGGAGCUACUUGAGUGUAUAUGAAUGGACAUGGGUUGGCAUACCAUUGCAAAUGUACAUCGGUAGUCACAUGGCAUUAUUGUAUAAGGGAGCUACAGAUGUAGGAUCUUAAUUUGCUACAGCAGCAAAAGAAUCCUGCAGCAACAGGAAAUGUGAAUUAUUAUGUGGAUUAUAAUUAAUGGACAUUUUUGUAGGGGUUGAUACAUUUUUCAUAAGGGAAAAUCAAGUCUGAAAUUUCAAAGUGAAAUUACAAACUUCAGAAGCCUUUUUAAAUCUAAAAUACACUACAAGUUUUUAUUUCCUUCAUUGCAGGAAAGUUCUCCUGCGACAAGGCGAUCAAAUUAAGAUCCUGCAUAUGUACAAGGAAAUUGACUAUGGGAAUGAGGACAACAGUUGUUUUUGAAGUCUUAGCCCUUUACAAUAACUACUUCAGGGUCCACUUGGAACAACUCCCUCUGAAUUUGAAUGGCAUAUAAAAAAUAUAGGCCUACCCUUCUUUCUGAAAUAAAAAAUCCUCUAUUUUUCUGGGUGCUCUAAAUGCCAGUCAAAGCCUCCUAGGGCUUCAAUUCUCUCCAGCCAAGAAAAUGACUAAUAGAAGUGAUUGACAGUCCUCCAGUGAUAGGGGUGUCCAUUUAGCAAUGUCACUGUGUCCAAGGCAAAAAUAACCACAGCAGUUCUCUGAGCACCAGAAUUGGGGGAAGAGAGAAAUAAUGUUUUUUUUGGCAGUGGAUCGAUCGCUGAAUGUCUCAUGCAUUUUACUGAAGAUCUAAAUGCCACUCAGAGUGCACAUAGGGUGGAAGGUAGCUUAGCGGUUAGAGUGUUCGAGCUGACAAGUUUAAAAAUCUGUCGAUGUGCCCUUGAGCAAGGCACUUAACCCUAAUUUGCUCCAGGGGCGCUGUAGUACUGUGGCUGACCCUGUAAAACAACAUAUUUCACUGCACCUACAGUAUCUGGUGUAUGUGACAUUAAAAAAUAUAUAAUUAGACCCCCUGAAUGAGACAUGAGUCCCCCUAAAUGCAACAAAGUUAAUCUUUGGGGAUCUCUAAAUAAUGCUAAUUUAACCAUUCUCCUAUUUUGUUUAAAAUGCAAUUUGUACUGCUACUACAGUGGUAAAUAUUAAAAUAAAAGCUUAUUCCAAAUUAAAUGAACACCCCCACCUCUGUGUCAUGUUAUUUAUUUUAUUAUCCCAAUGUGGCUGCACUUGUCAUCCUGGUACAGUCCUGUAUCUAUUUUCUUUCUACAGAAAAGGUCAUUUUGUCAGCAAGAUGCAUCAAUUAAUUCAAGCUACAAAAGUGUACAAUUGUCGAAUGUCAUUACACUUUUUGGUAUUUUGUAACAGAUGUCUCCUUCAUAAUGGCGCGGAAUUGGAUGCUGGAAUUAUUUUGGAGUGGAAGAACAUGCGCAGGUAGCCUACUAUUUGAAGUGAUCAUGACUGGUUAUGUUCAUGCCAAAUUUAAAGGUAAUACAUUUUAACCGUUAAAUGACAUGUCUUUACUAUUAGGCCCAUACAUUUUUUGGCACACAUAGGAGGUUCCGUAAAAAAUAUAUAGAUCCCCCCCGAAUGUCAUGGAAUAAUUUGCUCUCUGAUGCAACUUAUGGUAUAAUACAGAACUAUAAUACAGAUCUCAGAUCUCCACUUUAUAGAAAUUCCACCAGAUUUAAGUUAUACUGGUAGGACUAGGACUAUUCAUCAAACUAACGUGUCCCCUACCGCUUCUACUCCCAUUUCUCCUCUCCUCUCCUCUCCUCUCCUCUCCUCUCCUCUCCUCUCCUCUCCUCUCCUCUCCUCUCCUCUCCUCUCCUCUCCUCUCCUCUCCUCUCCUCUCCUCUCCUCUCCUCUCCUCUCCUCACUAUGGAGGAGGGGACCCUAGAGACAUAUGCCCCCCAUGCCGGCCGAGCUCCAUCACUCCUACUCCAAGUUCUCAGACUGGAAGUUCAAGCUGUUCCGGGUCAGGUCCAUGGAAAAGGCCCCGCUGCCUGGGUAGACACAGCCUGAGAGAGGGGCCUUGUCUGGGGUCAUGGCCACUCCACUCCUGGGGGAGAUGGUGGGGGAUAUGGUGGGUAUCUCAGGGAAUGUGAUGAGGCUGUGCCUGGUGUGUAAGAGCAAGGAGAACGUGGAGGGGCUGGGGAGGAGAGUGGAUCUGAAACUGCCAGAGAUGGACACACAUAUGACCCACCUCAGGCCAGUGAAGAAGUAG